Molecule: messenger RNA, 339 nt
Organism: Rangifer tarandus platyrhynchus (Svalbard reindeer)
Lineage: Eukaryota; Metazoa; Chordata; Mammalia; Artiodactyla; Cervidae
Source: the annotation of a GenBank genome assembly
AUGGAACAACGGCGCGGGCAGAGGGAGAAGAAAGACGAGAGGGCUGGGUGCGGAGAGGAUUCGGCCUCGUCACACCGCAGAGCUGGAGAGCGAGAAAGGGUGAGAAGAGGCAGAGAAGGCGGAGGAAAAAAAAGAAAAGAACGAAACACACGGCAACCCAGCGAAGAGCCAGCGAGUGUGGAAGGCGGCGCCGGCGACGCUAGGCUUUAUAUCGAGGGGCGGGGUUUGGUGACGUCACAGCCGGCCGGGCAGCCGCGCAAGCCGGACGGCGCGGGGCCACGGCGCGGAGAGGAGGGAAGCGGGCGGAAGAGAGAGAGGGCCGGCGUGGGGCGAGCCUAA